CAUCGGCGUUCAGCGAAGCGGUGGGCAAGGACAAACAAGCCAAGUAUAAACACUUGGACAUUACAUGUCUGCUCUUGCCUCUAAGUGGGGAACUGAAGCAAACAAGCGAACUCCAUUUAUCCAACUAGGAGGAUUAUCAAGCCAAAAGGUGGUGAAGAAAGAGACCGAACAGAACAUGAAAUGGAGGGAAAAACAAAAGAAAAAGGUGAGAAGAGUGGGAUAAUCGAGAUGUGGGCAAAGAAACACAGUCUGCUAUUCACAGGAGCUACCAGACACCCCUUUAUCCUCAGCAUUCGAGAUGGGUCAGUCGAUCUUUCCUCUUUCAAAAGAUGGCUGGGACAGGAUUAUGUAUUUGUUAGAGAGUUUGUGCCUUUUGUGGCAAGUGUAUUGAUUAAAGCUUCUAAGGAAUCAGAUGAUAGUAAUGACAUGGAAGUUAUACUAGGUGGUUUGGCUUCUCUAAAUGAUGAGAUUGCCUGGUUCAAGUCAGAGGCCUCCAAGUGGGAUGUUCCCCUUUCUAAUACUGUUGUCCAUAAGGCAAACCAGAAUUACUGCAGAUUUCUCGAGAAUUUGAUGUCACCAGAUGUUGAUUAUGCCGUGGCCAUUACAACCUUUUGGGCCAUUGAAACUGUAUACCAGGAGAGCUUUGCACACUGCUUGGAAGAUGGCAGCAAGACUCCACCAGAAUUACAGGACACUUGCCAAAGAUGGGGCAAUGACGAUUUUGGUGAAUAUUGUCGUUCGCUCCAGGAGAUUGCCAAUAGAUACCUUGAGAAGGCUUCAAGUGACGUGCUUACAGAAGCUGAAGUAACUUUCCUUCGUGUCCUUGAACACGAAAUUGAGUUUUGGAAUAUGAGUCGUGGGGGUGUCUGAAAGAGUUGGCUCCAAAAUUGGACAAAAUGAGAUUACUAAUGCACCAGUACAGUAUAGUUCAAGGCAGUUUCAAGGUUUCUGUGCACAAUAUAAGUUCCUCCUGUAAAGAACUGAUACAAUUACUAGUCUAUAUAAUCCCUUAGAAUUUGUUUUGCUAAA
This is a messenger RNA of Manihot esculenta (cassava), 1029 nucleotides long. RefSeq names its product probable bifunctional TENA-E protein. NCBI's taxonomy places the organism in Eukaryota, Viridiplantae, Streptophyta, Magnoliopsida, Malpighiales, Euphorbiaceae. The transcript has 3 exons. Gene Ontology annotation, cellular component: cytosol. Bases 181 to 870 code for a protein of 229 amino acids. The record is from RefSeq and is a predicted model, not a curated record.